Messenger RNA from Boeremia exigua, 2241 nucleotides. RefSeq lists its product as uncharacterized. Bases 155 to 2008 code for a protein of 617 amino acids. The record is from RefSeq and is a predicted model, not a curated record. The transcript has a single exon. Lineage: Eukaryota; Fungi; Ascomycota; Dothideomycetes; Pleosporales; Didymellaceae.
GGGUGGAUUGUUUACCGUAAUUUAGGGUUAGGCGUGAACACUACCAGUACGACAAUGAAAAGCGGCGGACCGCUGCUGUGCGACUGUGUGCGAAAUCUGCAUUGCCCUCUCUUCACAACCGCCGUCGAGACAUGCACGCUUCAAAGGUCCUGGCAUGGGUUCCUCUAGCCCGCCGCUGCUGAAGACGUGGUUCUCGUGGGUGCUCUACUCGGCCAAAGGCUGCUUGCGCGUCGCCAGCCUCUCCGUAGCCUUCCUCACGCUGUACCUCGAGCUGCACGGCAGCCACCCCACGACCGCGGCACUGCUCCUGCUGCGCCUGUCGCGUCGCCUGCGGCUGUCUGCGCUGGUGUGUACGCUCACGCGGGAGAAGCAUCGCGACAUGGCAACGGCGACUGCAAGGGCCCUGGACCGCCCAGAGCGCACUACGCGGCCAGAAAACACAUCAGGGGCCGGCCACGCCGCUCCGCCUCGACCAGACGGCGACUCUGCUUCCUCUCCAUCCGCGCCCACCGUCCCCCAUCUCUCGCCCGUCCGCGCGAUGCCUUCCCACGUUCGUUCCAAGACCUCGUCGCACGCCGACAUCGUGCGGCAGGGCAAGCGCUUGUCGCUCCAAUUCCCAAUCCAACCUACUGCUGGCAGUAGUUCGCCCGUCUUUUCCCCACGCUCGCGGCCGCAGUCGUGGAUGGCUGCGCCGUCGCCGCUGCCGCUGCCGUCGCCCGAGGCCGCGCCCGCGUCGCCCGAGACCAACAUCCUCGCCGUCCUGGCCGCGCAGGAGCGGUAUGUGCUGGAGCUGCGCGAAGAGCUCGGCAAAGCUGAAGAAGACCUCAAGACCCUGAAGAAGCACUACGCCCUGCACGAGGCCAGCAAGCGCCGCAACGACGUGCGCAAGGUCGCCCAGCUGCAGCCGCUGAACACGGCCCUCGCCAACAUCGACGCCGCCCACGAUGACGAAGACGGCGGCAACCUGUGGAUGCAGCGCGAGAUGGAGCGCCGCAAGGCCCUGCUGAGCAGCACCAAGUCGUCGCAGCGCAAGGUCUUCAGCGGCUCGCGCCACCUGCGCACCCUGUCGCUGCUGUCGCCCGACCGUGCCUACGCCCCGACCUUCCCGCUAUCUGCCGGCCUCGUCGACGACGACUUCGCCAAGCCCUCGCCCACACCCACACCCAUGCGCACCUCGACCUCGUCCGACGUGUCGCGCCAGCUCAUCGACGUGACCAGCAACGACUCGCCCAACGUGCAGCGCGACAACCUGCUGCGCACCGGCAAGCAGCUGGCCAGCGACUUCAGCAACGGCCUGUUCACCUUCAUCGAGGACAUCCGCCAGGCCACCGUGGGCGACGAGGCCGUCAAUGGCGCCGAGUCGCCCGCGCCCGCGCAGAACAGGGAUGGCUCUGCCAAGGUCAUCCGAAACACGUCCGCCAGCAGGCCAACCCUGGCCCGGUCGGCAAGCUCCCGGAAGUCGGUGCAGAAGAAGCAGUCGAUUGGCGAGGACUUCUGGUCAGAACAUGGUCUGAGUGAGCCCAAGACCACCUCCGUGAACAAGAAGACUCAUGCUUCCAAGGCCUCACGCACCCCCGAAAGGCAAACGGCCAGGAGCAGCAACUUCGAAGAAGACUGGGAUAACUGGGAUAGCCCUGGCACCGCCUUCGUUGCGAAGACAACCGACAUCCACACCGACUCGGACGAGUCAGACGCCCUGUCGCCUGCCAACACCAGCGACCAAGCCACCAUCAGGCACCACCCUCGCCGCCACGACUCGAAGAACUCGUCGCUAGCUACCAUCAGCUCUGCGAGCAUGCCCGACACCAGUGCGUCGCGCGACCCGAAGCGCAACUCGAUACCAUGGCCCGACCUGGUCAACUUGUCGCCGUCGAAUCUGAAGCGCACAGCUUCGCACUUGAUGAAGGAGUGGGAGAAGCAGCUCACACCGCCGCCCGAGUCCAGGCUUUCCAGCCACACCCAGGGCGACUACAUCGGCCGCUCGGGCUCGCCCGGCAGCCUUAUCUAAUGACGAACGAUCUGUACAGACGACUUACAAUUGACGACGCUACGCAUCUAGACCACAAUGUCUAAACGAAUAUCUAUUCAUAUUCAAUUUCAACGGGGGAGACUUGAGCAGGUGGCUUGGAGUGGCACUUGACGGCAUGGCGAAACAGGCGUUCGUGGUUGCCGCUGGCAUACCUAGCAUUACAUAUCCAGCGAAGCAUAGCAUAGGACUUCGAAAUAUAUUGCAUACUUUUA